This is a messenger RNA of Eucalyptus grandis, 1380 nucleotides long. Its product is annotated as putative disease resistance protein At1g59780. The transcript is spliced from 2 exons. The coding region runs from base 61 to 1035 and encodes 324 amino acids. The record is from RefSeq and is a predicted model, not a curated record. Lineage: Eukaryota; Viridiplantae; Streptophyta; Magnoliopsida; Myrtales; Myrtaceae.
GGUCCAUAAUAAGGGGUUUGCAUUCUAAAGGUCCUUGAUCUAGAGGGAGUCUACAAACCUAUGCUUUCCGAGGUAGUAGGCAAUUUGCUUCUUUUAAGGUUUCUAGGCUUGAGAUCGACAGUACCAGAUUCAAUCCCAUCGGCUGUCGGAGAGCUACCGUGCCUAGAAACUCUGGAUCUGAAGCACACUAGCGUGACCACCUUACCCGACUCGAUUUGGAAGGCGAAGAACCUCAGGCAUCUGUACCUGAACGAGGUUCACAUUGACGCAUUCUUCCAGAAGCUGACUAAAGGGUCUCUAAGCAGUCUUCAGACACUUAGCGGGCUGCAUGUAGGUAAUGAAAAGGUCGUGACCAGAGGUUUGGAUAGACUGGUUAACCUCAGGAAAUUGGGAGUGAUGUGUCAUGAAAAGUCAGUGAAGGCUAUGUUAAAUUGGGUUUGGCUACUACCUAAUCUUCACUCUCUGAAGUUGAGGUCAAUUGAUGAAUUCGGUAAGUCAUCGAAAAUUGAGUUAGUGUCCCUGGAGAAACAGACCAAGCUCUGCAACUUAUACUUGCUCGGGAAACUAGUGAAUCCAGUGAAUCCAGUAAGCCUGAGCGGGGUACUCCCAUCGUGCCUCAGGAAACUUACAUUGUCGAUGUUGGCACUGGACGAAAAUCCCAUGCCAGUGCUGGGCAAGUUGCCUGAGCUAAGCAUCCCCAGACUCUUUGCUGAUUCAUAUUUGGGAAGUGAAAUGACUUGUGAUGUCGGGGGAUUUCCGAAACUCAGGGUGUUGAAGCUGUGGAUGCUCGACAAACUGAUGAAUUGGACAGUGAAGGAAGGGACGAUGCCCAUCUUACAAGAAGUAGAAAUUAGAGGGUGCGAUCAAUUGAGCAAGAUUAAUGGAAUUGAGCACUUGCAGAGCUUGAAGGAGCUUACCCUGACUAGUAUGCCAGAGAGUUUCACAGAAAAAUUCAAAGGCGGAAUAGAAAGAAAAUUGUACAUCAAAGUAAACUGUUGGAAGCUUUAUCGUCCAGGCAAAUUAGGUGCACGCUGAAGAUGAAGAUGAUGAUGAGGAUGACAGCAAACUAGGUUGAAGAAGAAGAGGACAGUGAAGAAGAGAUGGAGAUGGAAAGAAGAUGACGACAAAACGUGUUGGCCAAAGGUGAACGGAACAAAGUUGAGUUUGUUGUUUGAAUCUGUUUUGUUGUUUUUUAAAGGCUUUUCCAUGUAAAAUUUGCAUGUCUUAUUUUCUAUUCUUUUUUUUUCCUCUUGAAAGUUUCACGUUCCUAACGGCAAGAGUAUGGUGUGAGUGCCGAGUGUGCCAUGGUGAGUUUGAGAGUGUGAGUUUGUUAGUGAAUUAUAUAGAGUGAACUCAAUUGAGUGUGUCUCAUUGUGCUUC